This is a messenger RNA of Peromyscus leucopus (white-footed mouse), 3612 nucleotides long. RefSeq names its product STEAP2 metalloreductase (gene Steap2). Gene Ontology annotation, cellular component: endosome; plasma membrane. Gene Ontology annotation, biological process: copper ion import. NCBI's taxonomy places the organism in Eukaryota, Metazoa, Chordata, Mammalia, Rodentia, Cricetidae. Bases 431 to 1900 code for a protein of 489 amino acids. Gene Ontology annotation, molecular function: cupric reductase (NADH) activity; ferric-chelate reductase (NADPH) activity. The record is from RefSeq and is a predicted model, not a curated record. The transcript is spliced from 5 exons.
AUCUGCACUAAUACUUUUGACCGAAAGGGUAAAAGAAACCUAUCUACUUGGUAACCAAAAGGAUGGGGGGGAAAUUACAGCCAGCCAGAACCCAAGGUGCCCUUACACAGCUCAGCGAACCCUGGAUGCUCCAAGGCCACUGCAGAGUCUGGAAGUAAGCAGCUCUCCGCAGGCACGCAGGUCUCCUGACUCGCGGCUUAACCUUCCAGUCCCCACCGAGCUGGGCGCGCACGGGCGACAGUGAAGGUCAGGGUCCACAGACCAAUCCCCGCAGCCCACCGCUGCGAACGGCCUCCCGUCGCGGGGAGUUUUAACGUGCGGUUCCUGAAAGGGCAUUUCUGAUCCUUCUCUUUCAAGGACACCAUCGAGCCCGAAGGGAAAGCGCAGUUUCUUCGAGGACAUUCCUGGAGAUCUUAGAAGCAGUUCUACCAUGGAAUCCAUCUCUAUGAUGGGAAGCCCCAAGAGCCUGGAGACUUUUUUGCCUAACGGCAUAAAUGGUAUCAAAGAUGCAAGGAAAGUCACUGUGGGCGUGAUAGGAAGCGGGGAUUUUGCCAAGUCUCUGACCAUUCGGCUUAUUAGAUGUGGCUAUCAUGUGGUCAUAGGAAGCAGAAAUCCCAAGUUUGCAUCUGAAUUUUUUCCUCAUGUGGUAGAUGUCACCCACCACGAAGAUGCUUUAACAAAAACAAAUAUAAUAUUCGUGGCUAUCCACAGAGAACAUUACACCUCCCUGUGGGACCUGAGACAUCUGCUUGUGGGCAAAAUCCUGAUUGAUGUGAGCAACAACAUGAAGGUAAACCAGUACCCAGAAUCCAACGCCGAGUAUCUGGCUUCGCUGUUCCCGGAUUCCUUGAUUGUCAAAGGAUUUAAUGUUAUCUCAGCUUGGGCACUUCAGUUAGGCCCCAAGGAUGCCAGCCGCCAGGUUUAUAUAUGUAGCAACAAUAUCCAAGCUCGACAACAGGUUAUUGAGCUUGCCCGUCAGUUGAAUUUUAUUCCUGUGGACGUGGGAUCCUUAUCGUCGGCCAAGGAGAUUGAGAAUUUACCCCUGCGACUGUUCACUCUCUGGAGGGGGCCAGUGGUAGGAGCCAUAAGCUUGGCCACAUUUUUCUUCCUUUAUUCCUUUGUCAGAGAUGUGAUACAUCCAUAUGCCAGAAACCAGCAGAGUGACUUUUACAAGAUUCCUAUUGAGAUUGUGAACAAAACCUUGCCUAUAGUGGCCAUUACUCUGCUGUCCCUGGUGUACCUGGCGGGCCUCCUGGCGGCGGCGUAUCAGCUUCGUUAUGGCACCAAGUACCGCAGAUUUCCACCUUGGCUGGACACCUGGUUACAGUGCAGGAAACAGCUGGGCCUGUUGAGCUUUUUCUUUGCUGUGGUCCAUGUUGCCUACAGCCUCUGCUUACCGAUGAGGAGGUCAGAAAGAUACUUGUUUCUCAACUUGGCUUAUCAACAGGUUCAUGCAAAUAUUGAAAAUGCUUGGAAUGAGGAAGAGGUUUGGAGAAUCGAAAUGUACAUCUCCUUUGGCAUCAUGAGCCUGGGCCUACUGUCCCUCCUGGCAGUCACUUCAAUCCCUUCAGUGAGCAAUGCUCUCAACUGGAGGGAAUUCAGUUUUAUUCAGUCCACGCUCGGCUACGUUGCUCUGCUCAUCAGCACUUUCCACGUCUUAAUUUACGGAUGGAAACGCGCUUUUGCAGAGGAGUACUACCGCUUUUACACCCCACCAAACUUCGUCCUUGCGCUUGUCCUGCCCUCGAUCGUCAUUCUGGGUAAGACGAUCUUACUCCUCCCAUGCAUAAGCCGAAAGCUCAAAAGAAUUAAAAAGGGCUGGGAAAAGAGCCAGUUUCUAGAGGAAGGCCUGGGAGGAACAGUCCCGCAUCUGUCCCCAGAGAGGGUCACGGUGAUGUGACGAAAAGAGAUGCUCAUGGUGCCAUAUACACUUCUCUCAUGCCAUCGCUUCACGACUCCCUCCACGCUCCCAGUAAGUGGACUGUCAGUGUGCUGUAGUGUGAAACCUGGCAGUGAGAUUUCAGCUGAAAUAGUGAUAGGAUUUUCUUCAAGUUCAUUUUGAUAAAUGUCCUAUUUUGCCAACAUGAGAUUUUGUAGCCCACGUGUAUUGUUACAAUCUAGGAAUAUUUUCUUUUGUGCAACUGUAACAGUAUUGCUAUUUUAACUAUAUUGCAUAAUCAGGCAGAAAUAUCUGUAGUUGAUAAUAUAGAGCGUUUAGAACACUUGGCAAACCAGCAGGAUUUGAAGCUUUUAAUGUUACUCGGUGGAUAUACUUUUUCUUUGAGGCUAAAGAUUUUAAUUAUUACCCAGUUUAAGAAGCAGAAAUGCAUAAUUAUAUAUUAUUGAGGAGGGACACAAUGUAUUAGCAUCUAGGGUGCACAGAAGCAAUCUUAUACCUUCAUAAAAUGGGACUGGAAAAAUAGCAUUAAUUCUACAAAGCAGUGUGAGUGUAUGAGCACACACAAAUUACAGACGAACCUGAAAUCGUAUUUAAAAUGCACUGGAGAUAUGAAAUGAAUACUGCUAAUGCACAACUCAUGAGAGCUUUAUUUUCUUAUGUUACAGAGCAGUUUCUUUUCAUAUUCAUGUCAAUCAGGGAAAGGACUCCAUGACUAGGCCACUCAGGCUGUUAUUUUGAAUCUAGUUCUACAAUACCAACCCCAGAAAUUGUAGAACUGUCCGUAAUUGCUGUGGAAGUGUCAGGUCUGCACACGGUCCCAUGUCAGGUCGUAUUUGUUACUUUGGCCAGCCACCACUCUUCCUGAGUGGGAUUUUACUGAUGUCCACUGAGGGAAUGUGGCCUGGCUCUCAACACUUGUCCCAUUUAAUAUUUACAACAGACCCAUGAAAUAGUUAUCUUCAUUUUACAUGUGGGGAAACUGGAGGAUAGAAAAGCUAAAUUUGCCUAAGGUCACACCGUGAAGAGGUAGCAGGGUGAGCAGUCAUGGCCAGGUAGUCAUCCUUCAGAAGCCGUCGUUUUUAUGAAACAUCAGGAUAUAUCACCCCUGCCCCGUCUCCAGGCACUACAUUCAUGAUGUCAGUCUGGAUGUUUUCUCUCUUGUAUAGCCAUUGACAGUCUUUAGAGUACAUUUUGUGCAUCAAAGGAUGUAUAGAAGUAUCUUAAUCAUAAUUUUAUUAUUCCUGGAACCCACAAUAGCACAGUGCCUCCCUGUGCAGUGAAGGACUGAGCAGGGAGAGAGUCAGAGCAGUACAGACGAACUGUUGAGAUCCUGCAGCUCUUCAGAAAUUCCCACCAGCUGGCCAUGUCCUCCGCACUUCCUGGGAAACCCUCCUGCCUUCACUACCAUUCAUUAGGAAGUUGUUUAUAAGCACGGAGGAUAAUAGGACAAGUGACUAGUUAUAAAUCUACUCCAGAGACAUAUAAUCAUGUAGAUUAUUCAUACAAUUUCUCAGUGCUUGUAUUCCACGUGUAAAUUGUAUUUUGUUCAAACUUUGGGAUAUAUGUGUUUUCUCCAUUUGUUCCUUAUUAUAGUACAAAAUUAUAGAUAAGAUGUAAUUAUAUGUGUUCUUCAGAAAACUGUAUCAUUUUUAAAGUUACCUACUGACUCGAAUCCAACCAUCAAAAAUAAAAUGACUCUUAUUUUUGUGGAA